AUGAGCGAAAGAGGUGUAUGCGAAGUUUUAAUCAGUGGUAUCCUUACAAUACUAACAUUCAUAUAUUUGGCUGUUGGUCUUAUCGUAAUCGGAUUAAGUUUAUGGCUUCGAUUAGAUCCAGCAUUUGAAGAAAUGAUGCGAAAGAAUAUUCUCCGGAUUAAUAAUAAUAAUGCAGAAAUGGAUGAAGUGAAAGAUCAAAUUCGUUUUGGUUUGACGAUAUCAUUUUGGGUAAUUUGUGGUUGUGGGAUUGCAGCCUCUUUAAUUGGCUUACUUGGCGUUUGUGGAGCAAUUUUUAUAAGUCGCGUAACACUUAUUUUGAAUUUAAUAACCUCUGUGAUGCUAAUGGCUAUUGAAUUAGCAAUUGCACUUUUCAUCUUUCUUUACAAACCAACGAUCGAAGAAACAACAACUCGUUAUGUCAAUUUAGCCGAUCAAUUGGAUGGUUUGCUGGAUGACAUGAAUACCAUUACAUCAAGGGUUUGAUACUUGUGAUAAAUCAGAAAACAAAUAGUAGGAGGAGCAGCAAAGUGAUAGCAAUUCUUUGUUGAAUUCGAAUUUGUGCAAGAA
Loa loa (African eye worm) is the source of this 567-nucleotide messenger RNA. RefSeq lists its product as hypothetical. NCBI's taxonomy places the organism in Eukaryota, Metazoa, Nematoda, Chromadorea, Rhabditida, Onchocercidae. The coding region runs from base 1 to 483 and encodes 160 amino acids. The transcript has 4 exons. The record is from RefSeq and is a predicted model, not a curated record. Gene Ontology annotation, cellular component: membrane.